Molecule: messenger RNA, 556 nt
Organism: Sinocyclocheilus rhinocerous
Lineage: Eukaryota; Metazoa; Chordata; Actinopteri; Cypriniformes; Cyprinidae
Product: heparan sulfate glucosamine 3-O-sulfotransferase 2-like
Exons: 2
Coding region: 11-556 (181 amino acids)
Molecular function (GO): [heparan sulfate]-glucosamine 3-sulfotransferase activity
Source: RefSeq, a predicted model, not a curated record
AACAGGAAAUAUGGUGUCUAAAGCGGGCCUUAUGCCGCGGACUCUAGACAGUCAGAUCACCAUGGAGAAAACACCAAGUUACUUUGUGACCCGGGAGGCGCCGCGACGCAUCUCAAACAUGUCUCGCGAAACAAAGCUGAUCGUAGUAGUGCGGAACCCAGUCACAAGGGCGAUCUCCGACUACACACAGACCCUGUCGAAGAAGCCCGACAUCCCUUCUUUUGAGGAACUAGCUUUCAAGAACAGGAGUCAAGGCAUGGUGGACACCUCCUGGAAUGCCAUCCGCAUAGGCAUGUACAUCCUCCACCUGGAGAACUGGCUGCAGUACUUCCGUCUAUCGCAGAUCCAUUUUGUCAGCGGGGAGCGGCUCAUCACAGAUCCAGCCGGAGAGAUGGGCCGCGUGCAGGAUUUCCUGGGGCUCAAACGCAUCAUCACGGACAAGCACUUCUACUUCAACCGAACAAAAGGCUUCCCGUGCCUGAAGAAGCCGGAAAGCAGCAGCCAGCCCCGCUGUCUGGGCAAGUCCCAAACCCUAAUCCGAACCCUAACCAUAUAG